AUGUGCCUCUAUCCGUACACACACGUGGUCAACCCCAGGACUGGCGAAACGACUACUGGAAGCCAGCGAACCCGCAGGCAUGCCGAGUUGGGGGCAAGGAUCAAAGUAGCUGUGGCAAACGCCAGCACCAUUCGCAGCAAGAAGAAGAACGAGAAGCGUGCGGUAACGAGGAAGAAAGCGUGCGAGGCGCGGAAGGCAGAGGCUGAAGCAGCACGGGGGGCGGAGGCGGUCGAGGGCGAUGAGCGGGAAGAGGGGACAACUGUGGGCGGGGAGGGGGUUGGCAUGGACGUGGAUGAGAGCGAACAGGCUUCCGUGGAUCCUACCCGGCCUCGGACCAAGAAGUCUCGUCGGCUUUGCCACCGCCGCAGCAACAACCGCGGGAGCCUUCACGGCUGGCGCGGCCGUGGUUGGCGUGGUCGCUGCGGCAGGGGUCGCCGGCACAGAAGAGAUGAAGAAAAAGCAGCGGCGGAAGCCAGGGUGGCGACCAGGCAGAAGCAGCUGGAGGAAGAGGAACGGAAGGAGAAGGAGGCUGUAGCUGCUGCCCCUACCGCCGCUGAUGUUGAAGCCAUCGCUGCGGCUGUGUCGAGGGGAGUGGCGAAAACGGUCGAGGAAAGCAGCGAGGAAAAUGACGAUCGACCGUGCAUGGCGUGUGGAAGCGACGGGCUCGAAAAGAUGGUGCUUUGUGAUAACGAGCUUGGCGGUGGCCGGUAUUGUGACAAAGCCUACAUGUAUCACUUUGCAUAUGUCGGCCUCGACGAGGAACCAGAUGGCAAGAGGUCUUGUGUGGGGGAAAACGGCGAGGAGGGGGGGGAGGAGGAGGAGGAGGAGGAGGAGGAGGAGGAGGAGGACGAGGAGGAGGAGAGCAGAGAGGAUAAGGGCGCGGACAAGGCUGAUAUCAAAGGGGAGCAGAUUGUGAUCACCUAUUACGAGAGUUACAAGACGGUGGCUGCCCAAAAGAAGAAAUUACGACGGACAUCGAAAACUGCGAUCCGCAAUAUGGGAAUGGAAGGAAACACGACCGAGGUAGACUCGAUGCCACCGUCGAACCGAAGGAGCGGAGACAGCAGCUGUAUAUGGCGCACAGCAUCUUAG
This is a messenger RNA of Ectocarpus siliculosus, 1092 nucleotides long. NCBI's taxonomy places the organism in Eukaryota, Phaeophyceae, Ectocarpales, Ectocarpaceae. The record is from the annotation of a GenBank genome assembly.